GGAGGAGCUGGAAGAUGGCGGAGCCGGGGCCGGACUGCAGCGCGCUUCUGGACGAAGAGCUCUCCUCCUUCGUCUUCAACUAUCUCGCCGACAGCCAGCAUGAAGUGUCUGGUGAGGAGCACCUUUAUUCUGAUUUCCCGGAGAUCGAUUUGUCCCAGUUGGAUGCUGGUGACUUUGACUCAACCAAUUGCUUCAGUGAGUUACAGUGGGAUUGUGAGCGCUCUGAAACAGAGUCCAGCCAGUAUAGCACAGAUGACUCCGAACUUUUUCAGAUUAUAGACAGCGAGAAUGAAGCAUUGCUGGCGGCUCUCACCGAGACACUGGAUGACAUCCAGGAAGACGACAUGGGUCUGGCCGCUUUCAGAAAUAUGGACGAGGGGGACAUGCCCAACAGCGGCUGCACGUCACCCACCCCCUCUCCCAAACCUGCUGCCCCUGUCACGAGGGGGCCUUCCCUGGCCCCAGAGGUUGAUGAGCUGUCUCUACUGAAGAAGUUGCUUCUUUCUCCACCCAAUGUGCCUCCAAGCUAUGAGGUUCAGAAAGAGGGGAGUGCAUGGAGACAAGGAGCUCCCAAAUCCAGACCCCAGAGACCCUGUACAAAGGUGGAAGGUGGCCAUGACAGAAAGCCAAGCUUCGUCCAGGCUCAAAGUCGGAAUUGCACCGAACUUCAUAAGCACCUGACUUCCACCACCACCGCUGUCGCCGCCACCACCCACUGCUCUCCCACAGAAGCCAGCUGGCCAUUGGAUCAGCAUUGUGGCGGCAGCAGCUGCAGUAGCAGCAGUGAGCCUCCCAGACAUGGCGGUCCCAGUGGAGAGGAGAGUGACUCUGGUGAUGACUUGCUGAAUUGCAGUCAUGUAGGGACAGCUCUGCCCUCCUCGGUGGAAGGCACCGGAGAGAAAGAACUUCACGCUGCCGUGGAGCUCAUCCGCUACAUGCACACGUACUGCCUUCCCCCAAGAAAGCUGCCCCACACAAACCUUGUUGAGAUGAAACACCAGCGUUUUCACAGCCCCUCCAAAAGAGCCAAGCCAGAUGGGCCCCUGCAGAGGCCUCCGCUCUGCGGCAAGGACCGCUGUCCCUCUAGGGCUUGGCCUUUCCCUUUUUCGGGCUGCAAACAGUCCAGAGCUCCCGCUUCUGACUUCUCCAUCCUGAAAGAGCUGCUUGCCAGAGACCUCCCCUGUGAUGUGAGCAAGCCAUACAGAUUGGCCAAGCCUGUGUAUGCCUCCUUGGCCAGAUCCCAGCCCCAAAAAUCUCCACGAGCCCCAGCUGCUGAGACCGGAGGGGGGUCUGUGGAGAUGUGCACGUUCACAGCCAAAACACCACCGGAAGCGAAGACCGAGUCAAGGCAGGCCCCCAAAACAGAGCCUGGGACUAAGAAGGAAAACAGCAGCCCUGCAGAAGAGAGUGGGGCCAAGCAGGGGACUCCGCCGGUCCAGGUGGCCUCUGGCAAGGCAAGCCGCAAGCAGGAGAGCUGCGUCUAUGCAGUGCGGCGCUCUAAAAGACUCAACCCGGAGCUCAGUCUCUGGCUAUCAUUCCUGGAUGAGCCUCCUGCAGACCCUGCUGUGUCCACAGCGAUCGCAGGGAACACGUUUGCCUCCUCAGAUCCUACCGGGUGCUCCACUUUACGGAACUUUGACGCAGAAGCACCAGCAGCAGAGGUAGAAGUGACUGGUGUGGACGAAGUGGACAGCGGGUAUCAAAGCCUCCCGAUGGAGCUGCAGACCCCUUCGCCUGAGAGCUCAGGGGAGAACGACGUGUUUGAAAUGAACGAGGGCCAGUGCUGUGCCCUCUUGCAUCAAGCAGAAGCACCAAGAUGUCUGCCGCUGCCCUUGGCACAAACAGAACCAACCUUUGGGAAGCGCAAUUUCGAACAAGUGCUGACUGUAGAACUGUGCGGCACUGCAGGUCUCACACCACCAACAACUCCACCAUACAAGCCUUCAGAGGAGGAACUAUACAAGCCAGACAUUCACCAGAGGCCAGCAAAGGAGAUGUCCAUCACUGCCAGCAUGGAGCCACCACUAGUGACAGGUGAUGGGGAAAUCUCCAGGAAGCACCAGAAGAAACACCCAGUGCGGACAGAGCUUUAUGCACACCUGAGUCGGGCGGCUGCCCAUCCCUCUCAACCUGAGCAACCUGUGGUGUUGAAGCGCCCCUUUUCACGCUCCUUCGGUGACCAUGACUAUUGCCAAGUCUUGAAGCCUGAGGCCUGGCUCCAGAGAAAGGUGCUGAAAUCCUGGGAGCCUGUCAGCCAACAAAAGCAGAGAAUGCCGGAUGUGCCCCGUCCGGAAGUAAGCGAGCAGGGUGCUGAGAAAACCUCGGCAAAGAAGGGCAGCCAACUGCUGCGAGACCAGGAGAUCAGAGCCAGCUUAACAAAACAUUUUGGCCUCUUGGACAGUGCCCUAGAUGAUGAUGAGACGGCCUUCUGCAAGACUCCUGACUAUGACACAGUCUUUGAGGACAGCUGCAGUGAGAUUGGUUCCCCUCUGGAGGAAGAAGAGGAGGAGGAGGAGGAAGAGGAGUGCUGCAUGAGCCCAUUGGAAUCCAAGAUGUGUCCAUACAAGAAUUCUCUUUCGAGGACCAGUUUGCACUACUGUUCCCAAAGCAGGUCUGAUUCAGAGUCUUCAUGCUGCAGGUCCAAGUCUCCAACAAGCCGAUGGGCGUUCAGAUGUGAAAACGGAAAGCACCGCCAAGAUGGAACUACAAGCAAUCGGGGGAAAAUGGAGAAGAAAAGAGAAAAAGCUAUUGGAGAAGGCCGGGUCGUGUACAUUAGAAAUCUUGCAAGCAGCAUGAGCUCCAGUGAACUGAAGAAACGCUUUGAAGUGUUUGGAGAGAUAGUCGAAUGUUGUGUUUUGACCAAGAAUAAAAGGGGAGAUAAAUAUGGCAUCAUCACGUAUCGAUGUUCAGAACAUGCCGCCUUAUCCUUGAAGAAUGGUGCCUCCCUGAGGAAAAGAAAUGAGCCCUUGUUCCAGCUGAGUAAUGGUAGUUUGGGGCAUUUCUUUUGGACCAGAUACACUGAUUUGGAUUCCAGCAAGGAGGAGGAGUCUCCCCCAUCCCCACUGAAAAGCAAAUAUGAGACCAUGGAUUUCGACAGCCUGCUGCAGGAGGCCCAGGAAAGUCUGCAUCGGUAACAGCCUUAACCUGUGAGGAAUACCUCAAUACCUCAGUCAAGGCACUUCCAAUAUGUUUACGUUUUCAAAGAAAUGAUUAAGUAUACAACACGAACGAGAGAGAUUGAGAGAGAGAGAGAGACUGUUGUCCUUUUUAACUUGAUGUUUACAUUGAACAAGCUGCUUCUGUCUGUGAGUCCCCAUGGUGUUGAUGUUCCACUGCCACACAUUAGUAUCUUUGCUUCUGAUUGGUUGUGUUAGAAUGAGCCUGCAAAAGCCUCCUGUUCCCUCCUUGUCCGUCCCCCUUUCUCCAACUGGCCCCGCUUCCCUACUUCCGCUGUGGAGUGGCAGCUGUGUUCACCAUUUCCUCUUCUUCUCUCUUUUUCUUUCUUUCUUUUUUUGUCUGUAGUGUGUGAUGAUGAAAUUGUUAAUUGUGAAUAGAAUCAAGAUUGUAAACAAAUUUUUAAUAGAAGAAAGAAAUAUAUACUUAUAAUGUAUUUAUGGCUCAGAUGUACUGUAAUUCAGAUUUAUUGUACCGCUUCCUUGAUUUUUAACUAUGCACUGUAAUGAGGCACUUGCCCCUCAAGCAGAUGUGGCCCCAUCUAGAAGGGUCUCCUUCCGUUAGAAGCUCAUCUGAAGCCGGGUUCCCCUCCUUGGUGAAGCAUUCAGUCUUGCCCUUAUCAAAGUGGGUUUGCAGGGUAGCCAUUGAUGUGGGGGAAAUUCUGGGAUGUCUUCUUCCCAGCCUCUGGCUGCACAAAAAAUGGCUAAACUGAGAUUCUGCAGUCUAGAGCUGGCUCUGAAUGGAUCAGAGUGGGGCCCUCAGGUAGCUGUUGUUUAAGAAUGGUGUGAGGGAAGAGGAGAUGUUGUAUUCCCCUCCUCUUUAUGCUGCAUUGGCAGCAGUCCCAAAGCAGGGGAAGUGCCAUCUGCCUUCCAAGGCCAUAAAACCAUUCACAGGAAAAAGCACGCUCCCUCAGACCAAAGGCCUGCCUGUUCCACCAUCCUGUUUCCCAUGGAGUCCGACCAGAUGCCUGAAGGAAGCCCAUGAGUACGGCUUGAAGGCAGUUUCCCUUUACCAUAGCUGUUCUCCAGCAGCUCAGAGUAGCACAGCCUCUGACCGUAGAGGCAACAUAUAGCCAUGGUGACCAGCAGGCAUAGGACUGACUUACCUUCCAUGCACAAGUUUUGUGAUGAGACUGAGAAGGUCUGAGACCAGCCUCCCAGGAUGAUUAUGCCAAAAGUUUAUUAGUGCUGCAGAUGCUGUAAUAGCUGCCACUGUUUGAUGAGGUCUGAAAAUACAGGUGGUUUAAGGUACAAGAAGAUGGAGCAGUUCAUUCACGUUCAUCACAUCACUAGUAGUCUCAGGAAUAGUUUUUUAAGCAUCUGGUCAUCUAACCAAAGGAAAAUCUCUUGCCUGGUGAGGGGCAGGGGGAGGCCAUUUCUGCAAGAUCCAACAGAAGAAGGGUCAAACAAAUCCUUGCCCAUCAGCUGGCUUUGAGUACAUUGUAUUCAGAUAUAGCUAACAGCCAUGGAUCAUCAGCCAAAUGUCCCUGCAAAUGCUACCAUCUCUAUGAGCUGAGUCAAAUAAGCCAUAAAACUUAAAGUCAUUGCUCAAGCUUCUCUCUCUUUCCCACUCGCUGCCAGAUUUAGAUUUGGCCCUGUGUAACUGAUAAAGAAACAAAGGAACUUGGCAUUCUGUACCUUAGGGUGAUUUGAGCAAAUUUAUUGGGAAGAACAGGGCUCUUGGUUGUUGUUCAAGAUGCUGGGGCAGAGUAUGUGUGUGAACUAUAUGCUUGGAACCCAGAAUGGGCAACCUAUAGAAUGAGCCUCCACCCUCAUUCUAUUUCAAAGCAGUCAGUGCUUGCCAUUGUUGGAGGCAGGACACAGUAUUGAAUGCAUAGCAUUUUAAAGCAGGCUGGCUGUCCCAGUGCUGUGCUUGGGUUUUAAUGAUCAGGGACAUGAGAGAGGGAGAGACCUAGAAACCAACAGAAGAGAGAGCAUUUUCUAGUAGGGACCAAAUAAUCUUCCUAAGUGCUCCAUCAGCCACUGCAUCUUUGUUCCAUCCUUCACAAAAAGGGAGGCCUCUGGGAUUCUGCCAUCCCAUGUAGAUAGACUACAACAGCCUUAAUUCUGCCAAUAGAUAGAUAAUCUUCCCUGAAGGUCUCUCAAUCAUAAACCUGCAUUUCGCUUGAAUGAAAAAGGCACAGAUUGCCAAAGCCCCUGGCAACUGCCUGGUUCAGACCAAACUCGUGCCGUCCGAAGGUGUGCCUCUCCUUUUAUCUUGGGAGUGGGCACAUGUCAGCAAUGCCAUGAAUUAAGUCAAGGGGCCUGCUUGUAUACUGUCGCAUUUGCACUAGUCAAUUCUUGACUCUCAUCCCCCCACCCCCAUCCUUUGAGUAGGGCUUUUAUAAAAUAAGAGAGUUCAUUUCACCAAUAGCUGACAGAUUACGUUGCUGUAUUGGAAUGGCUGCUGUUACAUUUCUUGUACCGCCCCCUGUUUAGGAACAUCUGCAGCAAUUACAUCCUAACCCCUGUAAUCAGCCCAGAGCAAAGAUUAGUCCAGACAAUGCAUCUGUUAUUGGCAAGUGCCUCAUUGUAGCUCUGCCUUUUUCUGUCCUAGUAUUUCCUCACCACAAUGAUGUUUACAUGUGAUUGCUCUAGAGCUUACUGUAGAAUGUACAUAGCGACACAUUUAGGAUGGGUAGGACUGUCCUGUCCUGUGCUGUGCCGAUGUUUUCAGAAAACAAUCAAACAGAUGAAGAAGCAGAAGAAAAGAAUAAUAACAACCACCCCAACAAUCAGUAAGUGGAAUUCUUCCAUCUCCUGGGCCAGCUUAUCUAAGGCAAAUCAGAGUUCCCGGAUGGCUUUGUUCAGAGAGAUGGAAAAUGCAUCAAAGUGUAAGCAUGUUGAAAGUGCUGAAUGCAGCUGCAGAAGGGAGGGAGAAGGGUCAUUCUGCUAUCCAGAAGGAGCUGCUUUUGGUGUGAAUUGCUUUCCAACACAGCUUUGUACUUACCUGGUUUUGUAUCUCAAGUUACUUUCCAGAGGCUGGACUUCCCAAUGACAUCAGAGCAUGCAUAUGCACACUCUUGGGGAAGAAGGGAAGAUCCUGUAACGCACAUGCCCUCUUUAUCCUAGGGGUAGGGAGAGAUGCAAUAAGUGGUCUUUGUGUUGCCUGAAGCCUAUAAGAGUUUUAUUUCAUUUUGUUUUUGCAAGAAACUGUCGCUAGAAACUUUAUGCAAUAUGCACACCCAUGCAAAAGCGCACACAUGUAUGGGGAGGGGAAAGGUAGUGAUGGGGUCCUGAACCCCUCUCACUGCUGCUGCUGGGCAGAGCAAACACUGUGAGCCCCAGCAGUGUUGAAUGUAGAAUCGGAAUGGUAGGGUUUGAAAAGCACGCACAUUUAAUGCUGGUUAUGGCACACAACGGCCCGUGGCUUGUUAUAAUGGCUAUCGGAAGCACAGAAACGUUUGUACCAACCACGCAGGGAACAGCAUGUGGAAAUCUUCUGCUUUAAUUUACUCUUCCAGAAGCUUGGAAAGUUGCAGCCCCAAACAAGAAUGUUUGUGGCAAGAGAUCUCCAUCAGAGUACUCCCAACAGGAACUGAAUGUAUUGAACAUCCUCUGUUUUGUAGAGCAGGAUAUUGCAUGGAUCCACAUGUGUUGCAAACAGAUAUUGAGAUGCUGCUGAUGAAAAGCUCAGUUCUUUAUGAACAGGAAGCUAUAGGUCAUAUAAGAGUCACUAGGAUAGAACAUGAUAGAUAGAACAGUAUGGGUCAAUGCGUUUGUGAACAGACCUGUGGAACUUGUGAUCUGUGGCUACAAGUGGAGGCUUCAAAAGUCUAAGGUGGAAAAACAGGACGUUUAUGGUCCCAGCCUAAAACACAGAGGAAGCAUUUUGUUCAUACUAUAAGGAGCAAAUUCUAAGCCUGAAGCCACUGUAAGUAUACACAACUCGCCAAAUUGAGUUUAAAGCUGGCAAAGGAAAAGGGAAGGCUAUUCUUUCUGUAUAGGACAGAAUUAGAAUGAGUUUUACAUCCCACUAUAGCCAUAACUGCCGCUAAGAUGUUCAGGCAGAUUCACAUUUGGUGCUGUACUCUUCAGCUUGUUUUGACUUCUCAUGGGCAGUGCAUGGGAGUUCCCCUGGCCAGUUAACUACAGGAGGAGAUUUAUUAUCUGAAUGGCAUUUGUCUCUCUUAGAAACAGCGUGUUGUUGUUGUUUAGUCGUUAAGCCGUGUCCGACUCUUCGAGACCCCAUGGACCAGAGCACGCCAGGCCCU
Messenger RNA from Pogona vitticeps (central bearded dragon), 7387 nucleotides. RefSeq names its product PPARG coactivator 1 beta (gene PPARGC1B). The record is from RefSeq and is a predicted model, not a curated record. Gene Ontology annotation, biological process: positive regulation of transcription by RNA polymerase II. Gene Ontology annotation, molecular function: RNA binding; transcription factor binding. Lineage: Eukaryota; Metazoa; Chordata; Lepidosauria; Squamata; Agamidae. Gene Ontology annotation, cellular component: nucleus.